Cooperia oncophora is the source of this 315-nucleotide messenger RNA. Lineage: Eukaryota; Metazoa; Nematoda; Chromadorea; Rhabditida; Trichostrongylidae. The record is from the annotation of a GenBank genome assembly.
AUGGGAACAAUGCGACCACUAACUUUUCAAUCCUUCUCACCGAUGCCAAUGAUAACAGGCCUUGUUUUUUGUGAAUCGAGGGGUCGGUCUUCACUACCUUAUAUCAACGAGUCUGCAAAAAUCGGAACCGUACUAGAGUUACCGUAUCCGCUCGCUAGAGAUGGAGAUCAGGGGAAAUUCUCUCGACUUCUUUACGCGCUAGUUGGCGACGAUGGACACUUCAAAAUUAACAAAAGCACGGCUGAGAUCUCACUUAAUCAUCCAUCUGGACUACGAAAAGCAACGCUCUCAUUCUCUAACAGUGCGCUGCGUUGA